Momordica charantia (bitter melon) is the source of this 1167-nucleotide messenger RNA. RefSeq names its product Heavy metal transport/detoxification superfamily protein. The record is from RefSeq and is a predicted model, not a curated record. NCBI's taxonomy places the organism in Eukaryota, Viridiplantae, Streptophyta, Magnoliopsida, Cucurbitales, Cucurbitaceae. Gene Ontology annotation, molecular function: metal ion binding.
UCCACGUCACACUCCACUCACCACUGUCCUAAUACUUAAAAAUACGAAUUUUAGUUUGUAUGACAACAUCAAAAGGUUAAUGGCGGCCACGUGUUCAUGUUCUGGCUCGUCCUGAUUUUGGCUUUUUUGGUUAUUGUGGUAAGAAAAGAUGCAUUGGAUGCUGCUCUCUUAAUUGGUUUCUGUGUAUUAUAUAUAAUUUAAAUCAAGCGUCCGUUCCAAGUUCCAAGUUCCAACGUAGGAUUAGGACGGUGAUCACCAUCUUUUGAUUUGUAACACUAACAGCAGUAACUGUGUACAGAAACAGAAGUGAGGGGAUUGCAGUGGGAGGAGAUAAUUGAAUUCCCAAAAGGGAGAGGGUGACGCUGCUUUCCACUCUUCCAACUGGAUCACUGUCCUGUCACUCUGCAAUACGUUCCUCGUCAUCCAAUUCCCAUACAUAAAGCCUAAAGCUGACCACUUUUCCAAAGCUAAUCGAACCAAUGGGCAUGGGGUGCCGCUGCGCUAUUUAACCCCUCUAAUCUAAUCACUAAUCACUAAUCACUCUGCUCACUGCUAGCUAGCUCCAGAGGUGGCCACAGAAAUCUAUGCAUAUGGCUAAGUUGCACAUAGUUCCAGCCGACACCAGAUAUUCAUAUAAUGUGGAGCCGCAGUUGGUGGAGAUGAUGGUUCCCCUUUACUCUCACGGUUGCGCCAACAAGGUCCACAAGGCGCUCUCCCAUCUCAAAGGGAUAUAUUCAGUUAAUGUGGAUUGCAAUCAGCAGAAAGUGACGGUGUGGGGAAUAUGCAACAAAUACCAAGUGCUGAGCACUGUGAGGAGCAAGAGAAAAGCGGCUCGGUUCUGGAACCACGAAACAGAACAAGAAGCUGACAACAGCGGCCCAGUAGUCCCUCCUCCAGCUCCUCCUCUGAGCUUCAGGCCUCGUUUUGCCGUUCGUUCCCUUAGCUUGAAACUAGCGUGCAAGAAGGUCCUCAAUCUCACCACACCCAGAUCAUACUCCUUCCGGAGGAGCAUAUAGCUACCAGCUACCUAUAUAUAUGUUUCUUUUCUAAUUUCUAAUUUAUUUCUAGUCUGCACUACUCUACAGUCUUCUACAUGCUAUUGCUCAUCAAUCCUUCCCCUUCUUUGCCCAUCUUCCAACACAUGGGGAUUAUAGUUUCAAUCUAUUC